AUGGCAUACACACAUUCGCCAAAAGAACCCAUCGCUAUCAUUGGUAGCGGAUGUCGGUUCCCGGGGGACUCAACCUCCCCAUCAAAGUUCUGGGAGUUGCUGCACUCGCCGCGAGAUCUAUCGAAGAAGAUUCCUUCAGAAUCACGAUUUAACGCCGACGGAUUCUACCACCCCAAUGGCGAGCGCCACGGGAGCAGCAAUGUCACCAAGUCUUAUUUCAUCGAAGAGGACCCACGACUUUUUGACGCCGGAUUCUUCAGCAUUGCCCCCCGUGAGGCCGAGGCGAUUGACCCGCAGCAACGGCUCCUGCUCGAGACUGUCUAUGAAGCGAUGGAAAAUGCAGGACUCACCCUACAAGGGCUCAAAGGCAGCAUGACCUCCGCCUAUGUCGGCGCGAUGUCAGCAGACUAUACGGAUACCCAAACACGGGAUAUUGAGAAUUUGUCCCAGUACAUGAUCACAGGAACGUCACGCGCAUUGCUCUCGAAUCGCUUAUUGUACUUCUUUGAUUGGCAUGGCCCAUCCAUUUCGGUCGACACGGCAUGCUCGUCUAGUUUAGCCGCGGUCCAUCUCGGUGUUCAAAGUUUACGAAAUGGCGAGUGUACAGCUUCUUGUGUGGCAGGGUCUAACUUAAUUUUGGGACCGGAUGCAUAUCUUGCGUCCACGAGUCUCCAUUUGCUCUCGGCCACCGGAAAGUCUCAGAUGUGGGACCAAGGCGCAGACGGAUAUGCCCGAGGUGAAGGCAUUUGUGCUUUCUUUAUGAAGACACUCUUUCAGGCUCUUCAGGAUGGAGACCGGAUUGAUGCAAUCAUUCGAGAGACCUGCGUCAAUUCGGAUGGCCGUACGAAAGGUAUUGCGCUACCAAGUGCGGAGGCACAGGCCGCGUUGAUUAGCGCUGCCUAUAAGAAUGCGGGACUAGACAUCUUGAGAGCCGAGGAUAGGCCUCAAUACAUUGAGGCACACGGAACUGGCACCCAGGCUGGAGAUCCUAGAGAGGCGUCUGCUCUCAGCCAAACGUUUUUCCCACCUGGCCACAACCAUGAUGAGAGACCUUCUCUGGUUGUAGGGUCCGCGAAGACAAUCAUUGGACACACAGAAGGAACUGCCGGUAUUGCGGGAAUGUUGAAGACAUUACUUGCGAUGCAACACAAGACAAUUCCGCCCAACCAGCAUCUUCAUAACCUGAAUCCGAGCGCGAAGCCUUUUUAUAAGAAGCUGCAAAUACCCACCACUCCGCAGGAAUGGCCCCAAGUCCCUCAAAACCAGCCGCUUCGGGCGAGUGUCAACGGUUUCGGCUCCGGCGGCACCAACUGCCACGCGAUCAUGGAAAGUUACGUUCCAGAAGUUCAUGGCCAUGGUCCAUGGGGAAGACCAAAGGCGAUCUUUGAGUUCCAGCCUUCCGUUGCAACGGAUAUUGAUUUCACCCCGACCCCUCUUGGUUUCUCAGCCAGUUCCGAAUCGUCUCUGGUCGCAAUGCUGGAGAAAUAUGCGCACUACCUGAAGACUACCGAUGUGUCUAUUCAACGUCUGGCGAUGGCCCUAAGCUUGCAUCGUUCAACCCUUCCAGUGCGAGUUGCCAUCACAGGGUGCUCGAAGCAAGACGUACUAGAAGCGAUCAACAAACAGCUGGCGAAAGUCCGCGAGAACCCUGGUACAGCCAUAGGCACCCGGCCCCCCGUCAUAGAAUUCGAUGAGAACAGACGGCCCCGGAUUCUAGGUGUGUUUACGGGACAGGGGGCACAAUGGCCGGGUAUGGGUCAGGCUUUAAUGAAACGAUGUGCCUUGUUCAGAGAAACAAUAGAGGUCAUGGAGCAGGCACUGGCACAGCUUCCCGAUCCACCGAAGUGGUCUCUCAAAGAAGAACUAAUGGCACCACCCGGCAAGUCUCGUCUAAGCAAAGCCGAACUAUCCCUUCCUAUCUGUGCAGCGGUUCAGGUAGGGCUUGUUAGUUUGCUCUCUCAAGCAGGCAUCACAUUUCACACCGUGGUUGGCCAUUCGGGUGGUGAAAUUGGUGCUGCGUAUGCUGUCGGGAAGAUCUCUGCGGAGGACGCGGUGAAGAUUGCUUAUUACCGCGGCAUCGUCUGCAAACUAGCCAAUGGGCCAUAUGGAGAUCGGGGAGCAAUGAUUGCUGUCGGAUUCGGUUAUGAGGAGGGGCUCAAUUUCUGUUCAUCUGCUCAGAUGAAGGGCCGUUUAACCGUAGCCGCUAGUAAUUCGCCCAAGAGCGUGACACUUUCUGGCGAUGAGGACGCGGUCCUUAAGGCCAAGCAAAUGCUCGAUAAUGAAGGCCUGUUUAAUCGUGUGCUCAAGGUAGACACCGCCUACCAUUCAUCUCACAUGUUGCCGUGUGCCGAGCCCUAUACUGCUCAACUCAAAACCUGCAACAUCCAGGUAGGAAAGGGCAAUGGUGUCACUGCCUGGGUAUCAAGCGUCUAUGAGGACAGCAGAACAAUUACUGAUGUACAGGAUCCCGAUAUGCGGGGAGCAUACUGGACAGAUAAUCUGAUUGGACGAGUUCUGUUUUCCCAGGCACUUGAGGCCGCGGUCGAUGAUGGUAGAGGAGCCCUGGAUCUCAUCCUUGAGGUUGGACCACACCCAGCCUUGAGAGGGCCGACACUGGAGACGAUGAGGACCAAGCUUGGCUACGAAGUCCCUUAUUCCUGUGUAUUAGACCGAAAGGCGGACGACAUUACGGCGUUCAGCAACGCUUUAGGCCUUGUUUGGACACACCUGGGCUCUGCUUGUGUCAACUUUGCCGGCUACCUAUCUGCAUUUGAGGAGGAUAAUUGUCAAGUAGAUGCGACUCCUUUGUCGGGUCUACCCACCUAUCCAUGGGAUCACAAGCAGAUCAUGUACCGGGAAUCCAGACUCAACAAACAGGUCAGACACCGAGCGGCCCGGCCUCAGGAGCUGCUUGGUAGCAGAACUCCGGAUGACACAGAUUGUGAGCCGAGAUGGCGGAACAUCCUUAAGACGGAUGAGAUGCCAUGGUUACGCGACCAUUGCAUCCAGAAUCAGAUCAUUGUGCCGGCAGCUACAUAUUGCGUUAUAGCCCUGGAGGCUGCUAGGACCCUGGACAGAGGAAAGCAAGUGGAAAGCAUAGAGCUUUUGAACGUGGCCAUCCUCCGACCAAUUGUCUUAGAUGAGUCUUCUGACGGAACGGAGACUUUGUUCUCUCUGCGCAGUGAUAUCGACUCUAUCAAGGGCAAGACUGAGUGUAUCCGAGCGGAGUUCAGUCUCAGCGCGGGUACAGUGGAGGAUGGACAAAUGAGGACAGCUGCCACUGGAGAAAUACGUAUUUCCCUCGCCAGCGAAGAUUCUAACUCCGUGGGCUUGUUUCCUAUCAGAUCCCACAAACCACAGCAUGAGCUGUUGUCCGUCAACGUGAACCAGUUCUAUGAAUCCCUCAGUCGAGUUGGCUUGGGUUACAGCGGGCCGUUCAGGGCCAUAACCUCUAUGGAGAGACGGAUGGACAUGGCAUCCGCUGUCAUCGCGAUCGAUGAGGAACUGGGAAGGUCAACUCCGAUCCACCCGACUUGGCUUGACGCAUGCUUCCAGACGUUCCUUGCAGCAUAUGCCGCUCCUCGAGAUGGUGGGUUAUGGACAGCGUUCAUGCCUACUACAAUCGGCCGCAUGACCUUUUCUCCGACGCCAAACAUCACAGGCUCGGUGACCGUCGACGCGCGCCUUACCGAAUUUACACUAGGGUUCCAAGCAACCUUGCCAACCAUUAAUGGCGAUAUGAGUAUCUACAACUCUAAGACCGGCCAGUUAGAAGUGCGCAUCGAAGAUUUUACAAUGAGCUCUUUUCUUCCCGCUGGUGACAAGGACGAUAGAGUAUUGUACUUGAAGACGGUGUGGCAGCAAGACAUCCUCUCGGGGGCUGCCUUCGAAGCGGAGGAGCAGAAUCCUCCUCCCCGUGAGAUGAAGCUCAUUGAUGCCUGUGAAAAAACGAUUCACUAUUACCUAUCGGAACUUAGUAUGGACAUGUCCUUCUACGACCUGGCCGACAAGAUCCCAGGUUUAAUGUGUUUGAUUGAGAAGGCAGCAGCCCGUGAUGCGAGCGAGCCAACGCAAUCUGAGCUGGUUUCCAUCAUGGAAGAUUUUGGGAAGCACAUAGAUAUGCUGCUUAUUAAGGUAAUCGGCGAGAGGCUCUUGAACAAUUCCCCGGUCGGCACGGAAGCACCGGCAUCGCUGAGUGAGCUUGUCUCCCGUUGGCACAAUGAAGGGAUAGGCUUCGCCCAAGUUCACAAGCAUAUGUUGAGCGCAGCGAAACAAAUUUCUCACCGGUACCCACGUCUAAGAAUUCUCCAAGUCGGACCAUCUUCAGCCAACCUUGUACGGUCUGUAUGUCAAGAACUUGGACAGGCUUUGGAUUCAUAUACUAUUGUGGAUGGGUCCGCGGACGCUAUCGGGGAGGUCAAGGCAUACUUAUCUGCGGAUAAUCUGAGAGUUGAAUUCAAAACCUUCGACGUUGAAAACGGAAUCGAAGAGUCAGACACUAUCUCUCCCGGCUCUUUCGACUUGAUUAUUGCUCACAAGGCCUUCACCAAACAGAGAACGGCGCUGACAACGAUGCGAAGCCUGCUUACACCAGGAGGCUUUCUCCUGAUGAUGACUGCAACUGGAGACCAGCUUCGUUUUCCCUUCUUCUUGUUGUCGGCUCCACCCCCAGUGCCCGAGGAAGACGGAUCCUUCGAUCCUCAAUUAACGAAUGCUAACCGCGAGGAAACACACAGCGUCCUCCAGAAUGCUGGGUUUUCCGGGGUAGACUCCAUGGCACUCGACAACGUUCCAGAGAAGCACACAUUCUCUGUCAUCUUGUCGCAGGCAGUAGAUGAUCGCAUUAGGUUCUUGAGAUCUCCACUUGCAUCAGCAUCAAACAUCGCUAUGAGUGGAAAACUCCUUAUGUUGGGUGGUUCCUCACCCAAGGUCGCCAAUCUCAUCCAAGAUAUUCAGACCAAGCUAUUGCCCGUCUGGGAUGGAGAGAUUAUUGCUGUCGAGUCUCUUGCGGACGUGAACGAUCAACUAAUUGACAAUCCUGAAACUGUUCUUAGUCUGACAGAACUGGACCGCCCCGUGCUCGAGCAGAUUAGCACUGCUACAUUUGCAAAACUACAGCUGCUGCUGGAAAGAUCCAAAAGGGUUCUUUGGGUUACUCAAGGUGCAAGAUGUGAAAGCCCCUACCAAAAUGGCACGAUUGGACUUGGGCGAACGUUCCAGGCUGAGAACCCGCAUAAGCUUUUACAAUUCCUUGACUUGGUUACCCUUGACGAUGAUACGACCUUAAUUGCAGAGAGCUUGCUUCGACUUGUUGAAGGCGCUUCCAUCAAAGAUAGUUCAAAAAGUCCCCUUUUGUGGAAUAUUGAACCGGAGCUCGCGGCUGAGAAAGGCAAACUCUUGAUUCCCAGGCUUCUGCCUGAUAGGGAGCGCAACGACCGUAUCAAUGCUCUCAAGCGCAAAGUGGAAUCCCAAGCUCUUGUUGGGGCGCAGCCUGUCACUCUUGUUCGCUCGCUCCACAAUGCUAAUGAAAUUGUGUAUUCGGCUGGAGAAGGACUUCACCACCAUCCAAACCUCAUUGAGCUUUCUACAGGCUCGGAGUUGAUAUCAUUGAGAGUGGAGUAUUGUUCUGUGGAGCCUGUCUUGCCCAACUACCACGAGAAAGAGCUCUUCUGCUGUGUUGGUCGCACACAAGAGGGAAAGCGAUUCUUGGCACUGUCGGACUCCAACUCUUCCAUCAUUACAGUGCCCCGUAUUUUGGCCAUUCAACUUGAUGGCGAAGACGUUGACGAGGCAACAACUCUCUCAGUAUUCAUUAGCCUGCUGAGUGAGGUUAGGUCGCGUGUUAUCGAAAGGUCGAUGCCCUCUGGAUACACUACGCUGCUCUACGAAUCUGGCCGGCCUCUUGCGACCGCUCUCAACAGGCGUAAGGGUAUCACCGAUAAAUGCUUCGCGUUCAUCGACUACCAGACGGAGUCGACUUGUGCUAGCCGUGCCAGUAACCACAUCGAGGUUGGACCUCAUACCUCAAGGAAGGAAUUACAAUCAAUGAUACCCCCCAAAACGAGGGUUCUCAUUCACCUGGGACUUAACACUAACACACGCAAGCUUUCCGCUAUCAAACAGGUUCUCCCCACUAACACUGCCGUGGUCUCUUUCAGCGAUCUUGAUUCUGAUGGCCUUGCUCCACAUGAAGUACUCCUUGAAGCUCUGGCUGAUGUGAAAAGUCUUCCCUUGUCACCCGUGGGGGGGUUGGAAAGUAAUAGCGUUGUCAAGGCCUCUGCUUUGGUCACAGAUGGGACCAAGAAACAUGUCAUUGUCGCUGACUGGACAGGUGACCAGAUGAUUACAGUGACGCAAAGGCCCAUUGAGCAUAGCAGUCUGUUUUCUCAGGAUAAGACCUAUGUUCUGGUAGGUCUUAGUGGGCAGAUAGGUCAGUCCAUGUGCCGCUGGAUGGUUUUCAAUGGUGCGCGGCAUAUUGUCGUUACGAGCCGAAAUCCUGAUAAGAAAGCGCUUUGGAAAGAUGAGUUACAGAAGCAAGGUGCCAACAUUGCCAUCGAGGCAGCAGAUGUUACCAACAAGCAACAGCUCGUGGAGCUCCGCGCUCGCAUUCUUGAAAAUAUGCCACCUAUUGGUGGUGUUGCCAAUGGUGCAAUGGUGUUAUCUGAUAAGCUGUUUGCUGACAUGUCUUACGACAGCUUCCAAAAGGUUCUGAAGCCCAAGGUCGACGGCUCCAUGAAUCUGGACGAAGUUUUCGCUAAUGACGACCUUGACUUCUUCAUCUUAUUCUCGUCGAUUUCCGCUGUGACUGGGCAGCGAAGCCAAGCCAACUAUGCUGCUGCAAAUAACUUUAUGGCCGGUUUGGCUUCCCAAAGGCGUGCCCGGAACCUUGUAGCAUCAGUGAUUGACAUCGGAAUGGACAUCGGCAUUGGUGUUAUUCAAAGGACGAAAGAUGGUGAUGGAAUUAGCGCAAUGGAGACUACUCUGCGAAAGCUGGACUACAUGCCCGUUUCAGAGCGCGAUCUCCACCAUCUUCUGGCUGAAGCGAUCCUUGUCGGUAGUAGCGACGAGUCUCCGGAGAUCGUAACGGGAUUAGAGACUUACAAUAUUAACUCCGAAAACAGCCCGUUCUGGCAUGAGAACCUGCGCUUCUCACACCUCCUUGCAUAUGCUGGUUCGUCCCAAACAGGUCAGGGUUCUGGAAACAAUGUUCAGAAGACUUGGAAGGAAAAGCUCGCGGAUGCCCGUGGGCCAGAUGAUGCGCUCCAGAUCAUGGAAGAGGCCAUUCUGACGUACCUGGCAUCCUCGCUCAAGUUGUCUAUUGGGAAUAUCUAUACAGAUGCUCCGAUCAUUGAUCUCGGUAUUGACUCUUUGGUGGCUGUGGAAAUUCGCAAUUGGGUAUUCGCAGAGAUUGGUCAUGAUGUCCCGGUCUUAAAGAUCCUGGGAGGUUCCUCCGUCAAGCAGAUUUGCACUGAGGUGGUUGAAAGCCUGUCUCUCAAAGAGAAACAGGGCGAGGCUUCAGAGGUUAAAUCCCAAAGUGCUCCAGCUCCGGUCUUUCGCGACUGGGCUAAACAUUCCGCAGAAAAGAAGGCACCGGAAGUAGUAUCCGAAGAAUCCAAGGACGUAUCAUCCAACAUUUCACCGGCAGAUGAUAUUUCGGAGUCAAUUGCAUCUUCGGAGCGAAUGGCUCAUUCAGACUCUGUUAGUGACGAUCAGCUUACCUUGCCAUCAGCCUCCGUUGUUGCCCUGGACAUUGUGGACGAGAAACCCCCUCGCCCGGUUACCCUUCGCACAAGGUCACUGUCUUUGGGCCAAUCACGACUGUACUUCUUAUCUCAGUACCUGGAUGAUGACACUGUCUUGAACUGUACCGUAUCUUACGCACUUUCAGGCAGGCUCGAUAUGCCCAAGUUAGAAAAGUCCCUGGAGGCAGUGACACAACGCCAUGAAACCCUCCGUACCAUUUUCUAUACCAUUGAGGAAGAUGGCCAACCCGUACAAGGCGUUAUCGGUAAAUCAUCAUUUAAACUGAAAGUGACUCCAGGUAUUACUGGCCCGGCAGAUGUCAAGAGGGAGUUUGACCAAACUCACAAAUAUCACUACAACCUCGAGACAGGGAAUACCUUCAUCGCUACAAUCCUGUCACACAGUUAUGAUUCUCAUACCAUUAUCUUUGGAUACCACCACAUUAUCAUGGACGGUGUCAGUUGGCAGGUAUUCCAGCAGGAUUUGGCGAAGUUCUAUAACGACCCGAACUCACCAAAGCCACUGCCAACUCAGUAUAUUGACUUCGCUAUAAAGCAGCAACAGGACAUGUUCAACGGAGCCUAUGCUGAAAGACUCAAGUUUUUCCAAGACGAGUUCUCUACACCGGUUGACCCAUUUCCGCUCUUCCCCUUUGCUAAAGUCAGCACACGCAAAUCAUUGAGACAGUACGCAGUUAGAGAUGUUGUCACGUACGUCAAUGCUGACGUUAUGAACGCACUGAAGAAGGCCAACCAAGCCUCUCGGACUACAUCCUUCCAUUUCUUCCUCGCAGCGUUCCAAGUUCUGCUUCACCGGCUGCUGGGCACUGAACAGAUGUGUAUUGGCAUGGUAGAUGCAAACCGUUCUGAUCAGACCUUCAGAGACAGCAUAGGUUUCUUCUUAGAAACUAUCCCUGUUUUGCUUCGAGUCGAUAGCGAGCAGAAGUUUAGCGAGGUGCUUCAGACCACCCGAACCAAGACAUAUUCGGCGCUUGCGAAGACCGGUGUCCCGACCGAGGAGAUUCUUCGUGCUUGUAACAUCCCGGCGUCAACAACUGAGACGCCGCUCUUCCAGGUGGUCUUUAACUACCGCAUGGGGGCCAGUCGAACCUCUCCUAUGCAUGGGUUAGAUAUGAAGUUUCUGGAUUACGCUGACGCUAAGAACCCCUUCGACCUUGUGGUGUCCGUUGAUGAGUUGGACGACGGCACUGCCAUGCUUACAUUCUCCCUACAGGACUACCUGUAUGACCAGGAGGGUGCAGAAUUGCUUACCAACGCAUACGUUCACUUGCUCGAUAUUCUGUCUGAAGACAUCAAUCGCUCAGUUGGUAGCGUCCCUAUGUUUCCCACAAAUCUGACGAAGAAGGCUAUCGCGCUUGGCACCGGCCCCCAGGUGGAACUUACUCCCCGACCUGCUGGCACUCUCUCGCAGAUUAUCAGUACCUGGGUAGACAAAAGCCCUGGAGGUAUAGCGGUUAAGGAUAUCAAUGGGAGUAUAACAACGUAUUCGCAGUUGUCAGACAGGGCAAACGCUAUCUCGGCCGCGUUAUUUACCGUCGGAGCAGCCUUCUCGAGGCCUAUCUGCGUGUUCCUCGACCCGGGGGUAGACACAAUUGCCGCUAUACUCGGUAUCCUCUGCAUUGGCGCAGCCUACGUGCCCCUUGAUGUCCGCAGUACUGAUGAAAGACUGGCCGAUAUUCUGAAAGAGUCCAAUUCAACAAUUGUACUCUACCAUGCGGCUACUGCGGAACGGGCCAGGGAGCUUCACAGGAUUUGUGGCACAGUCGAGCCGAUCAGCUUCAUUACUCUCGAGGAAGUGCCUCAAAAUGUACAGGAGAGAGUUCAGGAUUCAUCGACUGUGGACGGCCUUGCAAUGAUUCUUUAUACUAGUGGUUCGACAGGAAGGCCUAAGGGGAUCCCACUCACCAACGGCAACAUCCAGACCACUAUCCUCGGUGUCUCCGACCGGGUCCCAUUGGGCCGAGAUGUCGUGCUGCAACAGAGCGGACAAGGCUUUGAUGCAGCUAUUUAUCAAAUUUUCAUUGCUUUGGCUAACGGCGGUACAUUGAUCAUGUGUGAUAACCGCCGUGACCCCGCAGAAUUGGCUGCUCUGAUGGUACAUGAGGGUGUCACUUGCAGCGUAUUCAUUGUCUCAGAGAUGCAAUCCAUGCUGCAGUACGGAUAUGAUCAGCUCCGUGCGUGCUCUAGAUGGCGCAUUGCUAUGGUUGCUGGGGAGGCUUUCACGACAAAUCUCCUCGAGCAGUUCCGCAGCCUUAACCGGAAUGAGCUGAGAAUUAUCAACGCAUACGGCCCGACUGAAGCAUCUAUUUGCUCUUCCAUGCAUGAUGUAUUUCCUAUUGGCAACACAAUCGAUUUCAACAUUCCUAUCGGUAAGGCUAUUGCCAAUUACGGAACGUACAUUGUCGAUGACCAGUGCAACCCUGUUCCCAUUGGAUGGCCUGGAGAAAUUGCGAUCAGUGGGCCAGGUGUCGCUAGUGGAUAUCUUGGUCUCCCUCAGCUUACUGAGAGCAAGUUCAAGGAUCAUGCCUUCAUCAACGGACCAUCAGGCUGGGAUAGGAUUUACCUCACCGGAGAUAAAGGCCGGAUGCUCUCGGACGGCUCUAUCGUGAUAUCCGGACGGAUAGAUGGAGAUGACCAGGUGAAGGUUAGAGGCAUGCGAGUCCAGCUGAACGAUGUCUCCCGAGCCAUUGUGCAAGCAUCCCGUGGCAGUCUUGUAGAUGCGGCCGUUCUAGUCCGAGAUGAUGAUAGCAGUAAGCAACAGCUUGUUGCCUACGUUGUGUUCUCUAGGAGAAGCCAAAUUCACGACCAGGGAAGCUAUCUGCGUCAACUCAGCCAGGAGCUUCCGAUACCACUGCACAUGCGUCCAGCAAUGAUGUUGCCCUUAGAUAUCCUGCCAGUUACAGAAAGAGGCAAGCUCGACAACCGCAAAUUGGCGACUUUGCCUUUGCCGCUGGCUUCUGUCGAGGAGGAGGUCAACAACCAACUGACAGAGGUGGAGGUUCGCUUGCGAGAAGUAUGGAGACGUGCCCUGGGUGAGACAUCUUUCUCUCUGCCUAUCCAUCGCAGCUCCGAUUUCUUCUCCGUUGGUGGUAAUUCCCUGCUUCUGCUACCUCUCAAGGCAGAGAUUCGCCGAGUAUUUGCAAUUGAUCUCUCCCUACCGGAACUUUUCCAAGCUAGUACUCUCGAACUGCUAGCCGCACGGCUCACGGGCAAUUUCCAGAAUUCGCAAAUCGACUGGGAAAAGGAAACUGGGGUGGAUGAGCAGAUGUUCGUAUUGCCCACUGAACAGAGGAACUCAACUCGCAGUGCUGAGGGCAUUUCUGUUCUUCUUACGGGAGCCACAGGCUUCUUGGGAACUGCUAUUCUACGCCAACUAGUUGAAUCUUCCGACGUCACCCGUAUUCAUUGCGCGGCCCUUCGCCCCAAUGACCAGGGCGAGCCUCGAGAACUGGGCGUCGACUCGCCAAAGGUCGUGCGCCACGCCGGCGAUCUCGCGCUCUCCGAUCUAGGAAUGACCCAAGCGGAAGUGGACGAUCUGUUCACUGAUGUCGAUGUCAUUAUUCAUAAUGGAGCCGAAGUAUCGCACAUGAAAAACUACCGCACCUUGCGAGCUACUAAUUUCCAAUCUACCGUUGAACUCUCCCGUUUGGCUAUACGCGGCCAAAUUCCGAUUCAUUACAUCUCUACGGGUGGUGUUACUAGCCUGAGUGGCGUCUCGAUGCAGCCUGAAUCAUCAUUGGCGGCCUUCCAUCCGCCGGCUGAUGGCUCAGACGGAUAUGUCGCGUCGAAGUGGGCGAGUGAAGUCUUCCUCGAGAAGCUUCAUAAGCAGUUCCACGGGCAAAUUUGGAUUCACCGCCCUAGCAGUAUUACUGGUGAGAAUGUGCCAGCCCUGGACAUUGUCCACAGUGUGCUACGGUACUCUAAAUUGAUGAAGGCCGUUCCCGAUCUUACGGGCUCCACGGGAGCGUUUGAUUUCAUUCAUGUUGACACUGUCUCGAAAGACAUUGCGAACUGCGCGGUAGCAAGCACCAAUAAGAAGCAGCGACAACCUGAAAACGUGCUCAACUACGUACACCAGAGUGGCGAGGGGGUUGUGCCGAUUGAUCAGUUGAAGGAAUACUUAGAAGGUUCUGCGGUUGGGUCGUUCAGUGUGUUGCCGCUGCAAGAGUGGGUUAGUAUGGCACUUGGAGAGGGCUUGAAUGAGGUUCUGGGCUCAUUCCUGCUAGCGUCCAAUGGUGUGAUUAGAGUGCCAUUGAUGGAGAAGAGCCGUCGAAAUGAGUGA
Molecule: messenger RNA, 12045 nt
Organism: Aspergillus affinis
Lineage: Eukaryota; Fungi; Ascomycota; Eurotiomycetes; Eurotiales; Aspergillaceae
Gene: nrps14
Product: PKS-NRPS hybrid synthetase psoA
Exons: 6
Coding region: 1-12045 (4014 amino acids)
Biological process (GO): secondary metabolite biosynthetic process; fatty acid biosynthetic process
Molecular function (GO): fatty acid synthase activity; phosphopantetheine binding; 3-oxoacyl-[acyl-carrier-protein] synthase activity
Source: RefSeq, a predicted model, not a curated record